Pollicipes pollicipes is the source of this 783-nucleotide messenger RNA. RefSeq names its product multidrug resistance protein 2. The coding region runs from base 1 to 783 and encodes 260 amino acids. The transcript has a single exon. Gene Ontology annotation, molecular function: transmembrane transporter activity. The record is from RefSeq and is a predicted model, not a curated record. NCBI's taxonomy places the organism in Eukaryota, Metazoa, Arthropoda, Thecostraca, Pollicipedomorpha, Pollicipedidae. Gene Ontology annotation, biological process: transmembrane transport.
AUGCCCUUCUACGUACUCGGCGGCACGAUGGUCGGCGCGGCCUUGCUCAACCAGUGGCUGAUGCCGUCGCUGGUCAAGUGCGAGAGGAACACAGUCCCGUUCAUCAGCAUGCUGCGUGUGUUCGGUCGGUCCUCCAAGAACUGGCUGUGCCUCAUGAUUGUCUUCCUCUACUCAUUCGUGUUUAUGACGUUCGAAUCCUGCAUGGCCCUGUAUGCCAACAAGGUGCUGGGCGUCACACCGUCAACCCUGGGACUCUAUUUCUUGGUGGCCACGACAGUGUAUUCCCUGACCAGCUUCAUAUGGGCCCGUCUGUCCGAGCACUCCCGCAACCCCUACGUGCAGAUGUCGCUCUGCCUGCUGGCGACGACAGGCAGCCUACUGCUAAUCGCUCCUUCGCCGCUGCUGAACACUGCACCCCGCUGGUGGCUCCUCGGCCUGGGGCAGACGCUGCUCGAAGGCUUCUUCGGCGGCGCCUACAUCCCCUGCUUCUCACAGAUGCUGCAGGAGAGCGUGCGGAAGGGCCUGGCGGACGAUCUGGUGACGCAGGCGUUUGUGUCGAGUGUGUACUGGACCGGUUACUCCCUCGGCACUGUGGUGGGCCCCGUGUCUGGCGGCCUGCUCGUGGACGCCUACGGCUUCCCCGUGAUGAUGACCUGUCUGGCUGGUCUGGCCUUGCUAGUCUGCCUGCUGACCGUGAUGCAAGCUGUCAGGACGGCAUGCUCAGUCGGUGCGAGACGGCGCUGGGCGAGUGAAAGGGAGCCCCUAUGCAGGGUGCUGGCCUAA